AAGCUCACAUAUAUACAUUUCAUGAAGAACACACAUCUUCGAAGAAGGACCAUCCAGCUUGUCAUGAGAGUAACUUGAAGAAAGGAAUUUGAACCUUGCUCCUUUACAGGUUACACAAAAUACCUGGGAAGGAAAACUUGCCUUUGAGCUUCUGUCUGUGGAGAAUAUAUAAAGGUCUGAGUCACUGACAAUGGAAGCAGCACCAAUCAACAUGUCACAAAGCCCACUAGUGAAUGGGGCCAUUGGUGCUAAACUGAAGAAAUGCAAACCUCGUGUGAUGUCCAAAAGUGGCCACAGCAAUGUCAGGAUUGAUAAAGUGGAUGGCAUUUACUUACUUUAUCUUCAGGAUCUGUGGACCACUGUCAUUGACAUGAAGUGGAGAUAUAAACUUACUUUGUUUGCAGCUACUUUUGUAAUGACUUGGUUUCUUUUUGGAGUCAUCUAUUAUGCCAUUGCAUUUCUUCAUGGAGACCUGGAAGGAAGCAAAUACCCACGUAAACAUGUUCCCUGUGUCAUGAAUGUAGACUCCCUAACUGGAGCAUUUCUCUUUUCUUUGGAGUCACAAACAACCAUUGGUUAUGGUUUUCGUUUCAUCACUGAAGAGUGCCCUCAUGCCAUUUUCCUCUUAGUUGCUCAACUGGUCAUCACAACUUUGAUUGAAAUCUUCAUCACUGGUACCUUCCUAGCCAAAAUUGCCAGACCUAAAAAGCGAGCAGAGACCAUUAAAUUCAGUCAUUGUGCUGUCAUCACCAAACACAAUGGACAUCUUUGCCUGGUGAUCCGAGUGGCAAAUAUGAGAAAGAGCCUUCUGAUCCAGUGCCAGCUGUCUGGAAAGCUUCUGCAGACCUAUGAAACCAAAGAAGGAGAGAGGCUCCUGCUUAACCAAGCUGCUGUCAAAUUCCAUGUUGAUUCCUCAUCUGAAAGUCCCUUCUUGAUUUUACCUUUGACUUUUUACCAUAUAUUGGAUGAGAACAGCCCUUUAAGAGAUCUUACACCCCAGAACCUAAAAGAAAAAGAUUUUGAACUUGUUGUCCUCUUGAAUGCCACGGUUGAGUCAACAAGUGCAGUUUGCCAGAGCCGAACCUCAUACAUUCCAGAGGAGAUCUUCUGGGGUUAUGAGUUUAUGCCUGUAAUUUCUCUCUCUCAGAAUGGGAAAUACGUUGCAGAUUUUAGUCAGUUUGAGCAGAUCAGAAGUGCAGAUUGCAACUUAUACAGUAUGGACUCUGAAAAGCAAAAACUGGAAGAGCAAUAUAGAAAGGAAGACCAAAGAGACAGAGAACGCAGAACAAUGUUAUUUCAGCAAAGCAAUGUUUGAAUUUUCAUUCAUCAUUAACUUUAAUAAAGUAUAUAUUCUUCUGAAAAAUGGAUAGGCUGCAAAGUCUUGUCUAAACAGCCAUGAUGCAGAGAGUAUCUCAAUGCAUGAUGCUUACGUUUGUUUUAAUUGGAUGGAACUGUUUGGGCUAUAAAGUGGCAUAACUAAGAUGGCUUUCUCUUAAGGAGUUUUGAUAUGUUGAACAAAUGUCUCCAAAUACAUAUUCAACGUAGUUUAGUUUUAUAAGUAAGACAAAACAAUUGCUUUUGAAAGGUAAUCUGCAGGACUUUAUUUAUGUAGAUUCGCAUUAGUUAAGAAAAUAAAAAUGUGGUUCAGUCUGUGCAGAAUAAUAGUGAGGUUGGAAAUCAGUUUUUUUUUUAAAAAUCAUUCUUCAUUGAGAGAAAGCUGUUAGUCUGAUAAUAGCAGAUAGACUCAAAGAUGGCUCCACAGUGCAAUGAGAGCUUAAGGUGGGGGGGUGACAUGACCACUACUUUUAUGCCAGUACAGAUCUGCUUUCAAAACUUGUAAGCCUCCCAGCUGUAGAAGAGUUAUCCAGAAGGAUCCACCUAGAUAAAAUGAUCCUCUCCAGAGCUAGAGUAAAUGUCUGUGUUGUGUCCAAGGAAUGAAGGAGCAGGUCAAAGGAUGGAGGAAGAUGCUACCUUUUUAUGACAAAGGUGCUUGAUGACCUAAGGAAAAUGCCUGCCUCUAGUUCACAAGCAACUUGCUCUGCUCUCCUCCCUCACACCCCAAUCAAGCAUGGGAAGCAGGAUCUAGCAUAUUUUCUUCCCUAUCUGCCAUCCAAGUCUGGUAGGGAAAACUACCACUCACCAGUAUAACUGAUCCGCUGUAAGUUAAAUAAUUAAAAAGAUCUUGGGUGUUUUAGAGAAUAGUUUGCUUUGUGGUGCUAUUUUGAGUAAGCAGUCUAAGCAUGGGGUUAAAAAGAUUUUUUUUUAAAGUGCAACUAACAAUAUUUGUUUUUAUGCAGUGUAUAUAACAUUAUAGUAACGUUGUAAAAGGUUAC
Molecule: messenger RNA, 2333 nt
Organism: Eublepharis macularius
Lineage: Eukaryota; Metazoa; Chordata; Lepidosauria; Squamata; Eublepharidae
Gene: KCNJ15
Product: potassium inwardly rectifying channel subfamily J member 15
Exons: 3
Coding region: 191-1315 (374 amino acids)
Biological process (GO): potassium ion import across plasma membrane; regulation of monoatomic ion transmembrane transport
Cellular component (GO): plasma membrane
Molecular function (GO): inward rectifier potassium channel activity
Source: RefSeq, a predicted model, not a curated record